AAGAGUUUUUGCUUGUUCUACAAGUCCUUCGAGAUAAUCUUCUUGUUCUUCCAUUAGAGAUAUAAACAUCCAUAUAAAAUCAUGGGUUUCCGUCUGCCCCGUAUUGUUCAUGCUAAGCAAAUUCUUCGAGGAUCACUCUUUGCAGCAAACCAAGAUGUUUCAAUAGCCACAGAAGUUCCCAAGGGCCAUUUUGCAGUUUAUGUGGGAGAGAACGGAAAAAAGAGAUUUGUGAUUCCAAUAUCGUACUUGAAUCACCCUUCAUUUCAAGACCUGCUAAGUCAAGCAGAAGAAGAAUUCGGAUUUGAUCAUCCAAUGGGCGGUCUUACAAUUCCCUGCAGAGAAGAUGUGUUUGUUGAUCUAGUGUCUAGUUUGAAUGGGUCAUGAAAGAGUACUCUAGCAUAAUUCAGUACUUAACAAUUUUGUAUAGCAGACAUAGA
Pistacia vera is the source of this 437-nucleotide messenger RNA. Its product is annotated as auxin-induced protein 15A-like. The coding region runs from base 82 to 384 and encodes 100 amino acids. The transcript has a single exon. Gene Ontology annotation, biological process: response to auxin. The record is from RefSeq and is a predicted model, not a curated record. Lineage: Eukaryota; Viridiplantae; Streptophyta; Magnoliopsida; Sapindales; Anacardiaceae.